GGGCUUCUUCCGUAGAAUCCGUACCAGGAGGAGUCAUGCAUCAUGGAUGACACUGGCUUCAUUACACUCUCUGCUAGUCUGCGUUGGCGCAUAGAUAAUGCGUUCGAUAAUGUUGCUGGAAGCAGCUCAACAUCAUCAAAUCUGCCUCGAAAGAAGCGCAAGCUUCAUUCAGCUCAGUCCGGUGGAUUCGCUGUGGAAGACGAAUCACCAGGAGGAUUCUUGAUAGAGGACGCAGGAGGUUUCCUGCUCGCCGAACACAAAAGCCGCACUUCGUCUCCGGACCCUAUCUCCAUAUCACUUUCAUCUGUCCCAGCUGCACUUCAACUUCUUGGACUCCCUCCAGAUGACGAAGAGGUUCUUUCUGUGUUUCGAAAUGCUGCAUCAGGCUGGGGAGCAGGUUUGAAGGGAUCGGGUGAAGUCAGCCGAAAGGACUGGCGAUCUGUGUGUGCCGCCCUUUUAGAGGGAGAAGACGGGGGAGGGAGUGAUGAUUUCGGGCUUUCUGCUGCUCAAUCCGAUAUGGUAGCACUCAGUGACCAGGAGGAAGAUAGUGGCCCGGGCAGUGACGACUAUCGCAUAUCCGUCGAUGGGGACAUCAGUGAGCUAGAAGCAUCUGACGAGGAAUAUCAAGAUGAUAGGCACCCCACUGUUCCCAGUUCGCGGAAACCCCGAAAGUCGUAUAAGUCGUCGCCCACCGACAUUAGGCUUGAUGCUGGUCAAUUGAGCGCAAAACAAAAGGCUGAAUGUCGGGAAGACUUCGCGAGGUUCUUCCCUGAUGUGCCUGACGCUGAGCUGGACCAUCACAAAAUCAUGAUCAAGGACGUCACGCGCGUUGCUAAUCUACUUAAAGAGAAGUUAAAGGCUGAGGAAAUUAUUGCAAUGCUGGAGGCGUUCUCUACUUCACCAGAUAAAUCCAUGAAUCUUCAAGACUUUGAAAGCAUGAUGAUAGUGACAAAGCUUAUAAGGUAUGGGCAAUAA
Molecule: messenger RNA, 975 nt
Organism: Suillus clintonianus
Lineage: Eukaryota; Fungi; Basidiomycota; Agaricomycetes; Boletales; Suillaceae
Exons: 2
Coding region: 43-975 (310 amino acids)
Source: RefSeq, a predicted model, not a curated record